Molecule: messenger RNA, 1041 nt
Organism: Pygoscelis adeliae (Adelie penguin)
Lineage: Eukaryota; Metazoa; Chordata; Aves; Sphenisciformes; Spheniscidae
Gene: TMEM255B
Product: transmembrane protein 255B
Exons: 10
Coding region: 1-1041 (346 amino acids)
Source: RefSeq, a predicted model, not a curated record
AUGUAUCGACUGCUGGUUUUAAAUGUGUCUUACAUGAGUCUGCGCUAUGGGCUGGGGCUCCUGAUGUUAGUAACCCGUGGUAGAGUCAAACUGGCACUUCACAUCAUAGGACAAUUUGCAAAAAGGAAGAAGACUUCUCUUUGGUUCACAGUCUCUCUGCUGGUAGUGUCUGUUUUCAUACUGACCAUAGGUCUGGCAGCUACCACAAGAACAGAGAAUGUUACCGUGGGAGGCUACUACCCAGGCAUCGUUCUUGGCUUUGGAUCUUUCCUAGGGAUUGUUGGCAUCCACCUGGUAGAGAACAGAAGACAAAUGUUAGUAGCCUCCAUCGUGUUUAUCAGCUUUGGCGUGGUAGCUGCGUUCUGUUGUGCAAUAGUUGAUGGAGUGUUUGCAGCACGACACAUAGAACCCAGACCUUUGCAUAACAAAAGGUGCCAGUUUUAUUCAAGUGGCAUAGGAUUCCUGUAUGAUGCCUACCAGACAGAGGUGACUUGUUAUACCUUAAACAGCAAGUGCCAGCUGAAAGUAAAGAGUAACACGUGUUAUUGCUGCGACCUGUACAACUGUGAGAAUUCAGAGCAGUCCUCCAGCUACUAUGAAUUUCUCGGCGUGAGCAGCUGUCAGGACGUGGUUCACCUGUAUAAGCUGCUGUGGUCCUCCACAGUCCUCAACAUCAUUGGGUUGUUUCUGGGGAUUAUUACGGCAGCCAUUCUCGGGGCAUUUAAAGACAUGGUACCUCUGUCCCAAAUUGCUUUCAGUGCUGCACCUCCUCCUCAGAUCCUGUACAAUCCUGCCCAGCAGAUCCUGACAUACACUGGGUUCUGUCCCUCUGCAGCAACUAUUUCUACAUAUCCAUCCUACCCGUUACCUCUUCAGCCUGCCAGCAAUUUUCCAGGAACAUCAUCUGACAUCUCUUUAUCAGAAGAAACUCAACCUCCAUCUCAGUCCAGCUCCAGCUAUGGUCUUCCCCCCAAUGCUCCAGCCCUCUAUACACCGACUUACUUCGUGCCUGGAGAAAAGCCUCCACCAUAUGCACCAUAG